Oppiella nova is the source of this 381-nucleotide messenger RNA. The record is from the annotation of a GenBank genome assembly. NCBI's taxonomy places the organism in Eukaryota, Metazoa, Arthropoda, Arachnida, Sarcoptiformes, Oppiidae.
AUGGGAAAGUGUGGUGAUAGUUAUGAUAGCCCUCACCUAACCAUCAACAUUAGGCCCAAUGAGAACCGAUGUGUCGCUUAUCUGGCUUUAGGUGAGGGCUAUCAUAACUAUCACCACACUUUCCCAUAUGACUACUCGGCCUCCGAGUACGGGUGGAAAGACGCUUUCAAUCCCGCGACAGCUUUCAUCGAUUUGUGCGCCAAAUAUGGUUUGGCUUACGAUCUGAGAAAACCCUCGGAGGACAUGAUAGACAGCCGUAUGAAAAGGACUGGAAAUGGAGGUCAGAGGUUGACAUCCAUUCACAAUGGACUCAAUUAUUUCUUUGGGGUGAUGUCUGCCAGUUGGAUCAUGGUCGUUUACUUGUUGGUCAAACUUUUUUAG